Coccinella septempunctata (seven-spotted ladybird) is the source of this 1974-nucleotide messenger RNA. RefSeq lists its product as uncharacterized. Bases 1 to 1869 code for a protein of 622 amino acids. The transcript has 5 exons. Gene Ontology annotation, molecular function: aspartic-type endopeptidase activity; nucleic acid binding; zinc ion binding. Lineage: Eukaryota; Metazoa; Arthropoda; Insecta; Coleoptera; Coccinellidae. Gene Ontology annotation, biological process: proteolysis. The record is from RefSeq and is a predicted model, not a curated record.
AUGGGAGAGAUAUCCGGCACACCGUCGCUGAUUGAACAGGAAUUACCGGAGUUCGCAUCUAGACUUGGUCCAGGUUUGAUUCCGUGUUCAACAACCGUUGGAGAUGCACACUUGUUGAACUUGGGAGAAGAAGGUGACAUAUCCCGACCGACCACUCAGGAUAACAGGCUGCAGCAAGACCGCCAAGAAAGUCGACCCUCAUACAACCGACCGCCCGCCGAUAACCUCCCAUUUACCGUUGAACAAUCUCUACCAACCGUCCAAACCAAUGAUGACCACAGACCGUUGAUAACAUCCCCUGAGUCCAGGCGAUUAUCGAGGGAGUUUGCCGAAUCAACAAGGAGAGUUUCCUUUGCGUCAUCUCCUACCAUAACCGCUGGGGUGAGAGAAGUAGGUAGCGAAGUCUCAACGGCCAAGGAAAUCGAACUGACGACCGAAGAUCCGUCGACGAAACCGCCGAAAACUACCAAUUAUUCCGUUCCUACUGUUCCUGUAUGGAAAUGGAGCCUGACAUUUGAUGGGUCAACCAGUGUGACCUCGUUCCUGGAAGAGGCUGAGUAUCUUGCCGAGGAUGCAAGAGACUGGUACAUUCCCCGAAGAGGCACAUUCAGCGACUGGACAGAUUUCAAAGACCAACUUCGAGAGGCCUUUCUUCCUCCUGAUUACGAGGAGAUUCUACUAGAGGAGAUCAAGAAACGCACUCAAGGAACCGAUGAACGACUCUUGUUGUAUGUAACUCGAAUGCAAAAUCUGUUUCAGAAACUGACCGUAAAGCGACCGACCGAGGAAGAGCAGGUGAAUAUCAUCAGACGACGUUUACUGCCAGAAUUACAAACCGCCCUGGCCUUCCAACCGACCGCCACAAUAGAUGAACUGCUCCGUAAAGGAAAAGUUUUCGAAUUGGUCAAAUGGCAAACUUCUAACUAUACUUCGCCACCGUUACAAAAAGGUCUCAUCAACGAACCGCAUCUUACUUUCCGAAAUCCCUCACCGAACGUCCAACCGAUCGGAAUGCACCUCAGCACACUGUCCGAACCGUCCGAUAAACCGAAACUUGUCCAAAACUCUACAACACGUCAGAGACAAGAUGAACCGAAGAAUACCGUACGACCGCCAACCGAAACCCAGUGCUGGAGAUGUGGUGGUAAGGGCCAUCUACGAGUACAGUGUAAAUCGAAACCGAUACUUUUCUGCUCUCGAUGUGGUAAGAAGGGUGUAAUGUCCAGAGAUUGUCAGUGUCCGUUACCGAGGAACUCCCCAAAGCCGAGGAUCCGUCAGUUUCAAUCAACUCCAUCCCCUGUUAUUCCGAAGAAAACCUUUUCUGAUAACCGUCCUAUAAUUAUUGUUCUUAUAGGAGACAAGGAGUUCCAGGCACUCUUGGACACCGGAUCAACCAGGUCCUUCAUCAGCAGUGAAGUGGCUGCCCACUGCAAGGCCGCUGGAAUAAAUCCGAAUUAUGUUAGGGACGUUACCACCACCGUCGCUAACGGAAGUUCUAUCCCGAUUAAGGAAAUGUACACAGCACAAGUUCAGGUUGGAUCCGAAAAUAUUGAGGCUACGUGGUUGUUAGUUUCAGAUUUACCGAUCAGUGUAGUACUGGGAAUGGAUGUACUGAGAGCACACGACUUCUCCAUCAAUCUCCAAACCGCCGAAUGCUUUUUGAAUGGCAAGUCUCUAAAGGACAAGCCCAUGAUGCAGGAAAAGCAGAAUCCGUUACCGUUACCGUUACCGACCGAAGGAACCAUAUGCCUGACUGAGGACAAUAGCCAGAAUUGGGAAAUCCCUGGAAGUUAUGUGUUCCGAAAGAUGACCGAAGAGAAGUCCUUCUCGAAAACCAUGACCGACCGACCGCUGGACACUUGGGAAUAGCAGAAACGAAAGUUCGCAUAGCCCGCAGCUACUAUUGGCCAGGAAUGUUCCGAGAAAUUGCCCAAUAUAUCCGAAAAUGUAGCAAGUGUCACCGAUACAAGGUUC